CAUAAGAGCAAAUUUUAACUUUCACUAUUUGGAUAGAGAUUUGAUUUAACAUAAAGUAAAAUUGCAGUCUGCUUUGAAAAUAGGAGCAUAUUAUAUUAAUUCAUGAAUUUCCCCAAUUUCUCUUUGCCCUAGAACUCAUCCAGAAAUGUUUUACGGACGUAGCUUCAAAAUGUUUCGCCCAGUUUGAAAAAAUGUACGAUGCCGCCACGAACCACAUUGAGGAAAUAUCUUACAAGCAGAAAAAGGAAGCGGAAGGGGUGAUCAAAUUACAGUUCAAAAUGGAGAAAAUCAUUUAUUGCCAGGACUCUCUGUACAGUGAAGCUUUGUCAGCUAUAAGAACUGCAGAGAGAAACAAUGGGCUAACCGAGGAGCAGCUGUCUUUAAAUCAGUUGACCUCUCAUAUGGAGGCGUACUUUCAGAAUACGACUAAUCGUUUGGCCAAUCAGGUCCCUCUGAUUAUUCAGCAUCACGUUCUGAAUGAGUUUAAGGACCAACUAAUAAAUCACAUGAUCCGUCUGCUGGAAGGAAGAAACAAGAAUGAGCUGCUUGAAGAAAGAGACGGCCUGUCCGGAGAGAGACAGAGGCUGAAGGAUAAGAUUCAGCUCGCCCGGGAACGUUUACAAAGAUAUUUAAACCAGAGUGAUUGAUAGAACAGUCUCUUCUCUAUGGACUUCAUGUUACAGGGGGAAAUCCUCAUUGUUGUAUGAAAUAAACUUUUCUUUUAGAAGAGCGAUUGACAAUUAAUGGCCCAGGAGCUGUACAUGGCCCUCACGGCCUCAACCAUAUAUUCUUUAAUAUAGUCAUAGGCCUAAUAGAAAGGUUCAUGUAUCAAUAUAAACACAAGUCACUGUAUAGAACUGCACUUAGAUUGUCUAAGGCCCCAUUCAUAUGACAUUUUGGCCACACGUCUCAACCUGUCUUAUGGGGAUGCCCAUGUAUAGCCCGUCUUGUUGCCAAAGUGGGCAUUGAUUUUACUGGGCCAAAUGUCAUCUAAUAGUUACCAUGUUUUGUUUUUUGUUUUUUAACAGUUUUUAUUGCGAUGUAAUUGCAUAAUAAAAGAAUGAUGUAA
Messenger RNA from Hyla sarda, 1069 nucleotides. Its product is annotated as protein Mx1-like. Gene Ontology annotation, molecular function: GTP binding; GTPase activity. The transcript is spliced from 3 exons. The record is from RefSeq and is a predicted model, not a curated record. Bases 192 to 647 code for a protein of 151 amino acids. NCBI's taxonomy places the organism in Eukaryota, Metazoa, Chordata, Amphibia, Anura, Hylidae.